UUUGUUUGAGUAGUGAAAAGAGUUACAUGAGAGAAGAGCCUAGAGGCAAUUAUUAAAUAAAUAAAAAAGUUAAACAACUGAACGAUUGGAUUGGAGAUAUGCUCUGAGUUGAAAGCCUUGUUUGGGUAUCCUCUAAUUUAUUCCAUUCUUGUGCUCCUCAUCGUUUCUCCAUCAUCAUCCACAACAACACGAUUCAUUUUCCCAUGGCUUCUUCAAUUCGACCUACUCUUUCUCUCUUCAAUCCCUCUCCUCGUCUCUCUUUCUCCCAUUUUUCAACCGUAGUUCCACAAUCCAAGAGUUUUGCGUUGAAAGCGUGUAGAAUGUUUAGAAAAAAUGGAAACUCCGUUAGAGUUAUGGCAUCUGGGAACGUGUCUUCAUCACUAACUGCUUCUUCACCGGAAAACGUACUCGAAUGGGUCAAACAAGAUAAAAGAAGAAUGCUUCAUGUUGUUUAUCGUGUUGGCGACUUGGAUAGAACCAUUAAAUUCUAUACUGAGUGCCUUGGAAUGAAGCUCCUUAGAAAGCGUGACAUACCGGAGGAGAAAUAUACCAAUGCUUUUCUUGGAUAUGGACCUGAAGACUCACACUUUGUUAUUGAACUCACAUACAAUUACGGAGUUGAGAAGUAUGAUAUUGGAACUGGAUUUGGCCAUUUUGGUAUUGCCGUUGAUGAUAUUAUAAAAACAGUGGAACUAAUAAGAGUUAAGGGGGGCAAAAUAUCUAGAGAACCUGGUCCUGUCAAAGGAGGCAAAACAGUAAUUGCAUUUAUUGAGGAUCCUGAUGGUUACAAAUUUGAACUUUUGGAAAGAGGCCCGACUCCUGAGCCAUUGUGCCAAGUGAUGCUUCGAGUGGGUGAUCUUAACCGUUCAAUCGAGUUUUAUGAGAAGGCUUUUGGUAUGGAGCUGCUUCGAACACGAGAUAAUCCAGAGAACAAGUAUACCAUAGCAAUGCUGGGUUAUGGUCCAGAAGAUAAAACUACUGUUCUGGAGUUGACAUACAAUUAUGGAGUCACUGAAUAUGAUAAAGGAAAUGCUUAUGCUCAGAUCGCAAUAGGUACAGAUGAUGUGUACAAAACUGCUGAAGCAAUUAAACUAUCCACCGGAAAGGUUACUCGGGAACCUGGACCAUUGCCUGGUAUCAACACAAAAAUUACUGCAUGCUUGGAUCCCGAUGGAUGGAAGACGGUUUUUGUAGAUAAUAUUGAUUUUCUUAAGGAGUUGGAGUAGAAGAGUAUUUAGGUAGGUCAUCAUCACAGCAAUCUUGUAACAUCUGUAUCAAACCUGUACCAAAGAAUUGGUAUGUCUAUAUGAAGAAAGAAGAUUGAGAAGGCAUCAUAUCCAAAUCCGAUUUUGUAGAAAAUGUAACAAUGACUCUAGCGAUGGUGCUUGUAACAAAUGCUGUAGGGUUGUGGUUGAAUUACAUUAAAGUUCUUUAUUCGAUGGAUUGUUUCAUGGUCUAUAUAUACAACACAAGUAAUUUCAUUCA
This is a messenger RNA of Lathyrus oleraceus (garden pea), 1485 nucleotides long. Its product is annotated as probable lactoylglutathione lyase, chloroplastic. Bases 204 to 1226 code for a protein of 340 amino acids. The record is from RefSeq and is a predicted model, not a curated record. Lineage: Eukaryota; Viridiplantae; Streptophyta; Magnoliopsida; Fabales; Fabaceae. Gene Ontology annotation, cellular component: cytoplasm. The transcript has 9 exons. Gene Ontology annotation, molecular function: lactoylglutathione lyase activity; metal ion binding.